AUGGCAACUUGUGGGUGCGAAGAUGUCAGACGCGCGUGGCUGGACAGAGCCAUCCUGCAGAUUGUAGAGGGAAUGGGCUUGUCAAGGCAGCAGAUGGAGGAAGUGGAGUCGACAUUGGAGGGCAUUUCUUCAUCUGGAAAGGAGGCCGUGCUGCAUGUGGUGUGGGCUGCAGCUGGAGCUCUCAACAUGGACAAAGCAAAGGCUUCACCUGCGGCUGCCGGGAAAGCCGAUGCAUCAGGAGAAGCGGCUGAGACAGGUGAUGCGACGGAUGAAGGAUCAGCAGAGGAAUCAACAACGAUUUCACCUGCCGCAGCGAGUGACAUCAUCCGCAUGUCUGCAGCCUUGGGCCUGGAUACAGAGCAAGCCAAGCAGCUUAACGCCACACUACAAUUGAUUGACCCUGAGCACUACGACGACGUCUUGGAUGUUCUGACAGCGAUUCAUAAAUCCGCCUCGACAACAACAACGAGCACAGCAGUCUCCGAUGAGGAAAUCGAGCAGGCAGCAUACGGCUUAGGCAUCAAGGAAGAGGAUAUAGCCCAGAUCCAUGCCACCCUCAGCAACAUCAAGCCGGAACUGAACCAUGAGAUCCUUCAUACGGUCGAAGACCUCAAGGUGCAUGUCCCACAGAGCUUAGCAGAGCUUCCAGUGUGGACAUUGAACAUGGAGAGUGUAGACCUUGACAUGCUUUGCGCUUUGACUGAGGCAAGCACUAAACAGAUUGGCGCCACUGGGUUGCAAAAGACGAAAAUCCGGAAAGACAAUGGACAGAUCGCUUUGUCUAAUGGGAGCAUACACUUAAAUGCAUGUGGCUUGCAUGGGGGGAAACACGCUGGGACUUGGCGUGAAUCGUUUGGCAUUGCAGGUGGAGCGGACCCAGCCUUAGCUGUUUGGCUCCUCUAUGUGCCACACACACAAGGCAACAUGCAAGAGAACGUUGUUGGUAUCGCAUCCCAUCAGUUCUUGCUCAGGACUGGAAAGGCAAUCGUGAAGCAUUUGCAGAAUUUAAGCAAGCCGAGCACCAAUCACCUUCCGCAUGAAGCUUCUGCUGAUGCUCGCGAGCUCUAUCGUGAGACGCAGGGGCAUGAUCCUCAAGGCUUCUAUUUGAAGGUAUCUUUGCCAGUCGAGAAGGUGGUGAGUUUUAUUGAAAAGAAAGCUGGAGUCAGCGUGGAACCCAGGAGGCUGAGCUUGGCAAUUGCUCGGUUGGAGUUUUCCUGGCCGUCAUCCAGCUGUUCCAAUGAUGAGAGUGGCUUUACAGACUUCAAGCUCUUGGAUUUCCAUGCAGGUCAGAUGUCAAAUGAAGGCUCUAGCUGUGGUUCACUGGUGGCAACUAGCAUCGAUCAGAAUGGUGAGCUACGACUGCCCUCCAAGGGCAGCCAGGAUCUGUUCCUGUUGGCGGGCAUGUUUGGCAGCAAGUACUCGGACAGCUACGAGGGGGCCCAGGUGAACUUGAAAAUUUCCCAACUGGUCUUUCACGAGAUCCGGGAAGGUGGAGAUGUGGUUGAGUACAGCAUUUGCGGCCGAGGGUCCUUAACCUGGAAGGAUCAGCACUUCUAUUUGGGAUGUCCAGACGAGAACCCUCUGACGAUUGCGCACCCAGAGGGUAGCUUAGGGGACAGUGUGAAGCUAUGUGGUGGCGGGGUUCCAGCAGAGGAUGAUGCAAUCCAGUCAAACUGCUUUGCGGUGCCUGAAUCGAGUGAGAUGUAG
This is a messenger RNA of Durusdinium trenchii, 1707 nucleotides long. NCBI's taxonomy places the organism in Eukaryota, Dinophyceae, Suessiales, Symbiodiniaceae. The record is from the annotation of a GenBank genome assembly.